UUACUUAUGGUAUAGUGUGGUAAUAUCAAUAUAUACUCUCAAAAAAGGAGAAGCAGAAGGAGGAAGAGAAAAAAAAACUCGCCUUCUGUCUCCUCUCAUUUACUCAUCCGCAAUCAAGAACACCAAAUGCAAAAGAAAGAAAAAGAGGAAGAAAAUCAGAAUUAACUCACAAGCAAAUACUAAAACACAAAAGAUGCAAACUCAACUCACCUAGAUCUGUCCACUCUUUGACAAUAUGGAGCGUCAUCGAUUUUGAGGCUGAGAAAAGAAAAAAACAGAAGGAAGGAGUAGCUUGAGAGAAGAAGGAUUUGGAGCAUCACCGGGUUUGAGGUGGGAUGCUGCAAUUUCUUCAUCGAUUGUUGGAGAGAAAAAUGAAGAACAAGAGAAGAAAAGAGAUUUAGAUCUGGAAAAAGGAGUUUGGAAGAGAGUAAGGAAGAGAGAAGUAUGCUUUUCUCUUUUCUCCAUUAAAAGACAAAUGCUGGGAAGAAUAAAAAAAUGAAAGAAAUCAAAUUUAAAAAAUCGGACAAAAAUGCCCAUCCUCACUCCUCGUGCAGCCCAACCAUAUGAUAAUUCCAUCCCUAGAUCUACGGUCCGGAUUUAAUUACCGACAGGUCAGUAACCAUUGGUUACUGACUCUAUCCUAGGCCAGUUACAGGGAUAACCAUCUUCCCCGUAGUAUUAACGUUAUAAGAUAGUGGCCGGUGCUUUGUACCCGUUUUCGAUAAUAAAAGUAUUUAAUUAUUAUUUUAUUUUCAGAAACCGUCAUGGUUUGCUUUUGGAGAAAAAAAAAAUGAAUUAAUAUAAUUAUGGUCUAUAUUCUUGUCCACACACGCACUUCUCGAAAAAAUCUAAUGGAUCUACUGUUCCAACUACUCAUUGAUUAUGGAGAUUUAACGUUCAGUAGUCUAUAUCUCUUUUAUUGUAUAUAUAUAUGAUAGGAAGAAUAUAUAUAUAUAUGGGACACUAAUGAACAGUGCAGUUUGGACAUGUCUUAUGAUAGGAAGAAUAUAUAUAUAUGGUCCCAUAUUGCUCGAUUUUUCAUAUGAUAUAAUGUGUCGGGCUAGUUGAUCAAUAAUUGUAUGAGAAGAAAUCUACAUCCCAAAUCUAGGACCCCCCUAAUUACAUGCAAUACAUUUCACGUGUGGUUGUACGUCCAUUUCCACGUACGUGGACCAACAAUACAUGCACUUCUUUCCCCACUUGUGUUCUAUUAUAGCAGUAUGCCUAUACGUAGAGCAUAAGGAUAAUAUUUCAUAUAUUUGCCAGCCGAUCGACACUUUCUUUCUGUCUCAAGAUAUAAUAUAAAUAACCUGCUAGAUCUAGCUUAGCGCUUAGUACGUUAAAGCUACAAGUUCAGUUUUAUCGAUCAAAAUGUCGUCCUCCCGUGUGGUGCUGGACUCCAACAACCUGUUCCUCCUCCCGUACAACGACGGCACCGUCCUGGUGGUCGAACCGGACCAGAAGGACCUCAACAGCCAGACCAUAACAACCGACAUGGUCUCGUGGAAGCAAGCGGGUCGGGUCGGGAGCAAACCCGUGUGCACCCACCGCGAGCUGGAAGUGUUCGGCGUCGUGAUCACCGGCGCCAAGCUGGUGGAGCUGUCCAACGAGCUCGUCAGGCUCCAGGCCCUGAUCAACAGGGAAGGGUUCACGGUCAUGUACUUCAACGUCGGCGCCAAGGACAUGUACUUGAAGCCGGGGAGUUUGGUGCGGCGGCUCAACGACCUGUUCGACUGGUCAAAGUACGGCGUCGUGGUGCCGACUCCGGUCGGGACGGAGUGGGACAGGUUCCAGCAGGUGGCCGGCGGGAAGCUGAUGGUGUCUGGGAAGGGAGUGGCGAAGUUGAAGGCCGGAGUGGAGGAGGUGGAGAAGGCGUUGGUGGUGGUGAAGCAGAUGGUCGCCAAGCUCAAGCUUGCUCUCCAGGCCUUCAUCUGAAAACUGCCCGCCGGCCGGCCGCCGUGUUUUCCUGAUUCCCACGUACACUUGCUUGGUGUAUUUCUGAUUCUAUCGUGUAUCUUGUAUUUUUGUCUCUACUAUAAUUAAUUAAUCGACAUUUUUCAUGUGGAUUGAUUAAAAUUAUUAAUGAAUAAAAAGUAUUUUUUUUUCUCGUAUACAUAAUACAUGUAUAGACAAUCGUGGGAAUCUAACUCGAUCUACUAGCUAUUAUCAUAUUGAAAUUCGUAUUAAAAAAAAUGUACUUGUUUUUACAAAAAAAAUAAAUCUUGUACACGAAUGUUGGUUUGAUUGGCUCGUGUUUUGUAUCUUCUCAAACUAAUGGUUAGCAAACCGUUAAUAAUGCUAUAUAAUUCAUUGUAAGAGGCCCUUGAUAAGCUAGUUAUGAACAUAAAGUGAAAAUGUGAAUUGCUAAAAAAGAUGUAAAUUGAUGAUAAUGUUAUUUGAACUUUUGAUGAGGAUGUGGGCAUGUGGCAUAGUUGUAAUAAUUUCUUUAUAUUUAUUCAUUGAUGAAGAAAAUGUAGAUCACUAACAAUUUAUCCGAAAUCGUUAAUGAUGAUGUUGUUCGUGAACGUCUCUUAAAAACUCGGAGAGAUUUUCUUACGUAAAGUAUUUUAUCAGUAAUAUAUAAAUGUUGAUAAUACCAUUACAAAAGGUUAAUAAAGUUAGUGCAAGACA
Messenger RNA from Linum trigynum, 2631 nucleotides. The record is from the annotation of a GenBank genome assembly. Lineage: Eukaryota; Viridiplantae; Streptophyta; Magnoliopsida; Malpighiales; Linaceae.